This is a messenger RNA of Lotus japonicus, 1748 nucleotides long. RefSeq names its product F-box/kelch-repeat protein At3g06240-like. Gene Ontology annotation, molecular function: protein binding. The record is from RefSeq and is a predicted model, not a curated record. Lineage: Eukaryota; Viridiplantae; Streptophyta; Magnoliopsida; Fabales; Fabaceae. The transcript is spliced from 3 exons. Bases 137 to 1474 code for a protein of 445 amino acids.
CUCUGAGUGAAUUCGCAAGGUUCUUCCCAUUCAUUUGUAUAUAUUGAUGCUACCAACAUUCACCUCCAACAUCACACAUUGCUUUCUUCUCUGACAAAGCUCUCACCUUGUGGCGUCAAACUCUUCAAGUGUGGCCAUGAAAAGAAGAAAGGGUUCACUUGGCUCUGCUAGGGCUACCAGAAGAAGCAAAAGGGUAGCAGUUGCAGAGAAAGUUGAUGAUGAUGUGUCAGAAAGUCAACAACUUGGGGUUUCUUUUGAUGAUAUUCCAUCCCACAUCACUGCCCACAUUCUAGGAAGACUUCCUGUUAAGUCUGUUUUCAUUUGUAAAUCUGUUUGCAGAAGAUGGAAAGCUGUGAUCUCAGACCCACAUUUUCCCAAAUUGCACUUUCAGCAUGCCUCAGCUGGUCUCAUGAUUCUGGCCACGGAUAGGAAACCGACAAGAAACCUGUACCUGCUGGAGUGUGAGUCUGAAAAGAUAAAAAAUGAUGAUAUUGGCCAAUUCUGUUGCUGCGAGGACUCUUAUAUUAAACCCGAAUGCAACCGUCACUUUAAACUUGAGCAUAAACUCAAGGUUCCUCUAGAUUUGGACAAAAGUGAUGAGGCUAAGAAAAGGGGUGGACAAAGUGAUGAUAAUAAGUUUGCUGUGGUAAAUUCUUGUAAUGGCUUUCUUUGCUUGUCUGAUGUGAAAAGAAACUGCUUUGUUGUUUGCAAUCCAGUUACAGGUGAGUUUAUAAGACUUCCAGAGCCACCUAGAAUUGAUAGAACUGGUUAUACCGUGCGCCCUGAAUUAAAAGUGGGUUUUGGUUUCCAACCCAAAACUAAUGAAUAUAAGGUGGUAAGAAUAAUAUUCAAGGGACAGCGCGUGUGGCGGGCGACUCAGAAAAUUAUGGGAGUUGAAAUUCACACACUAGGAACUUCAACAUGGAGGAAUGUUGAAGUUGAUCCUAUGCAUGUUAGCCUGUAUACAUUUCCUACAUAUGUGAAUGGGGCACUUUAUUGGAUUAGUGGUUAUCACAAGAAAUCAUCAAUAUUUUGUUUUGACUUUGAAAGCGAGAGUUUCCAAUCCUUCCCUUAUCCUCCUCGUUCAUUUGUUAUUGAUAUCACCAUGGGAGAAUAUGGGGGCUCUCUUUACAUAUGUAAUUCAUCUUCCACGGGUCACAUUAAUAUGUGGAUUAUGAAGAAAUAUGGUUUCGAAGCUUCAUGGACCAAUAUUUUCAGCAUUGAUAUUACGAGCAAGCCUAAAGGUGGUUUAUGUUGGCCAGUAAAACACAUUAAGAAUGGUGGUGCAGUAUUGAUGUGUCAUUCCAGUGAUUGCUUUAUCUACUAUGAACCUCUAAAGUAUGGAUUCAAAAUUUUCAAGAUUCGUGGGGCAGCACGAUAUGUUACGGCUAUUCCUCAUAUUCCUAGUCUUAUCUCACUAAAGGAUGCUGUGAAAGGAGACAAUAUUGAGGUGAUGAAUGUCGACCCAAGGUAAGGAUGUGUGAAGAGUUGCAAUUGCAAGAAGAAAAAGAAGUACUUUUCUUUGCUAAAGUGAAUGAAUUGACAAAUUUGUGCUAUACAUCCUCUGUUGAUGAAGAAUAGGUUGAAGAGUACACCUUCUAACAAGUAAUUGCCUUGUAAGUUGUAACAGGGUUAUGCUAUAUCAUAAGUUUUGGUUUUGACUGGUUGUAAUUUUUGGUUUAGACUACAAAAGAUAUUUCUUUAAUCUAUGGUUUAAUGGGAAGGAUUAUUGCCCAGCCUUUUGAUUC